Molecule: messenger RNA, 969 nt
Organism: Aspergillus clavatus NRRL 1
Lineage: Eukaryota; Fungi; Ascomycota; Eurotiomycetes; Eurotiales; Aspergillaceae
Product: HMG-box domain-containing protein
Exons: 3
Coding region: 1-969 (322 amino acids)
Source: RefSeq, a predicted model, not a curated record
AUGCGUUUCAAUCUACUUCAACGCGGAGGGGGCAUCCUCCGAUACCUUCAUCGCAGCGAUGCCUUGGCUCGUCCCACUCGUAUGAUCAACACCAAUGGUCAUGUCCGCCGUAUUUGUCUACCUAUAAGCCGUUACUCGAUCAACCCAGUCACGAAAACCACUCGUCCUGAGGGCAUUCUAUCACGAACUUGGAGUAGAUCUUUUGCUACUGCCAAUGAUGCCGAUGAAGACGUUAAACCGACGAAGUCGAAGAAAACGACAAAGACGAAGAAGAGCCGCAGCAAGAAGGCUAAAUCGAAGGCCAAACCUAAGACGCGGAGAACCCUGACGGAGAAGCAGAAAGAAGCUAAGAAGGCGAAGGAAUCGAGAGAGACGCUUAAGCAACUCAAGCUCACGGCCCUUGAACCACCAAAGAAGCUCCCAGAGUUCGCAUGGAACCUGGCGGUUACGAUGAAGAUUGCAGAGGCAAAGGCCAAAGGCCUCAAAGGCAAAGAGGCAUUCAAGGAAGCUACACAGAUGGCAAAGUCGAUCGGCUUCGACGAAAAUGAGAACGUCGUACAGCGUGUCACUGCACAGGCCGAAGCCAACAAAGCUGCGAACGAAGCUGCUUAUAACACCUGGAUCAAAUCAUUUACUCCUCUCCAGAUCAAAGAGGCCAAUGCUGCCCGACGCAGACUCGCGAAGCUCAAGAAUACUAGAGCAUAUCUCCUGCGGGACGACCGCCUGGUCAAGAGACCCCUCCCAGCUUACAUGCGAUACAUGAUGGAGCGAACCCAGGAGGGCGACUUCAAGUACAUGAAGGUGGCGGAUAUCGCAGCUCGUGUGGCAGAGGAAUGGAAGGGUCUGACAGGCGCAGAGAAAGAGAAAUAUCUGAAACAGGCCGAGAUUGAACGUGAGCAAUACCGACAACGCUGCCGCGAGGUAUACGGCGAGGAACCCCACUCCUCAUCCGCAUCGGAAAGCCCUUAA